AUGGCAGCUCCAAAACUUGGAUUCUUUGAGAAGAUCGCUAACCUCUCCGGUGCUCUGUACCGCCACCAAGCAGCUCAAUUCCCACGUCGUUUCGCCAUCCUGAAGGCCGUCGGAAAGCACGAGCUCGCUCCACCACGUCAAGCUGACUGGCCAGCAAUCAAGGCUGACUGGGCCAAAGUCCAGAGUUUCAUCCAGAACGGAGGAUAUAAGAACUUGACUGUUAAGGAAGGACUCGUCUACACUGCCGUCACUCUUGAGGUUUUCUUCUGGUUCUUCGUUGGAGAAAUGAUUGGACGUCGCUAUGUCUACGGAUAUCUUGUUCCAUCUGACUACGUUUCCAAGUCCACCAAGAAGGCUGUCAAAGAACAAGAGGCUCUUGCUGCUCUCGAGAACUAA
This is a messenger RNA of Caenorhabditis remanei, 396 nucleotides long. RefSeq lists its product as uncharacterized. Gene Ontology annotation, molecular function: proton transmembrane transporter activity. Bases 1 to 396 code for a protein of 131 amino acids. The record is from RefSeq and is a predicted model, not a curated record. The transcript is spliced from 4 exons. Gene Ontology annotation, biological process: proton motive force-driven ATP synthesis. Lineage: Eukaryota; Metazoa; Nematoda; Chromadorea; Rhabditida; Rhabditidae.